AUGGCAAGAUACACCGUCAACGUUGCAGCAAGAGGCAGAAGGGCGAGCUUGCUCGUCGUGCUGUCGCCAUCUCAGCUCUGCUCAGCCUUGCAUGAUCGUGUCAAGUCGCGCCUGCCAGCCUUAGCCACAAAACUAGGCCUCACCGACGCGAAGCAACCCCAAAUCACACUGCAUCUGGAAAGGAACGAUGGGCCAAUGCUGAAUCUCGAGGAACUCCUCUCCGACGUCCUACCCGACCCCAAAGAGACUGUCUAUGCGGUCGUUGAUAUACACGAAGAACAGUCCGCUUCCUCCAUCCCACCACAAUUGGCGACGUCUGGCAGAUCGACAAAGACGCUGCAUAUCCGCGUCAUUACCCCAGAGUCAGCUCAAUCCAGAACUAAUGUCGUCAGCCUGAUCUCGACGCCCGUGUCGACUAAGUGUACCCUGAAGCAUUUGAAAGGUAUCAUUCAAGAACACUUGGGCUUUCCGACGGAAGAGGGAGCGUGUCCUGCUCUAGAGUGCAAUUGCAGCUUUGCUCGAAAUAUUGAUGACAAUGCCGUUCUCAACGUCGAUAGAACUGAAGACCACGAUGCUCUCCAUACAGCUAUUCUUGUUCACUCCAACAACGUUGUAGUCGCCAUUCCAGUCGAUGAUAACAAGCUCAGUACGAUUCAGCGGGCAAUGAACAGUUAUAUGGAGCGUAUUCUAGAGCGGAAGCUGUCCGACAAAUUUACAAACGUGUUAGGAGGUGUUGUGGACACAGGUGUGCAGCUUUCUGGAGAUAAGAGCCAUCUUAAACUCCCAAUCAUGGCUAAUUGCUCGGAGCGAUGCCAUUCCCAUCGUCAAGAUCAAGGCCGACAAUCUGGGCAUGACGCAGCUCAGCGAGCAUUAGUCGUCGACAUACACACAUCAGAGUGCCCUCUCGAAAUCACUGCACACAAUGCCGACAUUACCAUUGAAGCGGCGCGACUGGAAGAUUGCGCUGUCAAUGGCAUUCUUGAUAUCUACGCUGUGCAGCGAUGGAAACUAGGUCAGAAUGAACGCGUUGAUCAAGGAAAAGCUGGCAUCUUUAAGAAGUCAGAGUCAUGGGAACACCACAUCGGCCAAACUGACCGUGGGCUAGCCAGCCUCCUGUCGACCUUGCGUGUCUUCACCGAACUGACAGGGGAUCAGAGCAUGGUAGAUGGCCAACGAGAUUCGGUCCUACAUAUGAUCCAUCUCUUGACACAAUUUCCCCCUGCUGUCCGAGCCGCACACAUCCUCAUGCGUGGCGAGACUCCGGGACUCCCUGAGCGGGCUGCGUUAGCGCAGUGUUUAUACGAGGUUCUCAAGAGCGUCGUCCCUCUGCAAACUGUCCGCUCUGACCCGAAGCGAUUCUUCGAAGGAUCUCGUCUGCUUUUCGGUCUCAUCCUAGAGAAGGCCAAGAACAUGAAAAUCAACUUGGGAGAAAAUUCCACGCUGCCAUAUAUUGGGAUGAAGGUUUAUGAUCUACGAAACCUGAUCACUAUGCACCCGGUACUUUCGGAGUCUGUCCAGACAAUGUCUGGUCUCGUCGAUAGACCGUUGCAAAGUGGUCUCAACAGUCGACUCAACAUGGAUCGAAUUGCUAAAGUUUCCGGUGGUACUAGAACGCAAGUCUUAGUAUUCGACCCCGAUGCCGUUAGGACCAGCUCACGCUAUGUGGACAGUAAUGACGUCAAAAAUGUCAUCUCACCUGCGGAGUAUGUUGACCUCACAUACCUGGCCAAUCUCUGCAGCCGCAACCAACUAAGUGUCAUUCCGCCAGCUCGUCUGGCUUCUGCCUCUGCUCCCGUCUUGACUCUGGACAGAGAUGGCUUCCUGGCUGUAUACGUGGGGCGUGCAGGUUGUGCCGAGGCAGGCAGAGAUAUUCUCAUGUUCCGGCCAGCUAGUAUGAGUGAAGAAGAGGCCGUGGACGUUUCGAUCAUUACACAGUUAUUGGAACCGAUCCUUGCCCAACGCAAAGCUGAUGGGUCCAUUGUCUUUGAGGCCUAUGGCGAUAGUCAUCGUAAAUUGACUGCUCCGGACGAAACAACAAUGAUAUGUGUCGACUUGUCAUCAAGUAUGGAUGAGCGUUGCGGUUUCGAUGACAUACAGAACAGCGAAGAUGCGGAAGAAGAGAUGCAGGAACAGGUGCGGUCCACCGUAGCCCCCCCUCAAGCGCCGGUAGAAGAGAACAGUGCUUUCGAUUUACCUGGCCCUGAUGAGCUGAAAGAGUAUAUUCGCUCUCACGAAUCGUACGACGACUUCAUUGCUAUCGUCGGCACUGGUAAAGAUGAUUACCACCGCCGUCAGAACGCCAAGAAGGUGUUCGAGAUCCUCAAACAACUCCACGAUCAGCGGAUAGAAUCGAAGAGAAAACAAUUGGAAGGUCUCAGGCCAGGCGAGGCAAUUCCCAAGCUACACAAGACUCUCCCUACCACUGAGAGCCCUGGAUUUGAGGUACCGCCCGAGUAUCAUUGCCCCAUCAGCAGUAAUGUGAUGGAAGAUCCUGUGACUACUGUGGACGGGUUCACAUAUGAGCGAAAAGAAAUUGAACGGUGGCUUCGGUUCAACGAGCGUUCGCCGUUUACAAACUUGAUCCUUCCUAGCAACGAUCUACGACCCAACGUACAUAUGCAGGAGCAGAUUACUGCAUACAUGAAUGGUUCUGACAUCAUGGCAAAGUAUACGCAAUCGGGCAACAGGACGAGACCCUCUUCCAGCACAAUGCGGAUUACUUUCAGAUCACCACUCGAAACGCGAUCGAUGGGCUUGCCACGCGAGUUGAAGGUAGCAGACCUAUGGGAAAUUGCCUUUCGUCUGACCAAGGGCCGCUACACGAGCUACGAGCUACGGCAUCGAGAUGUUCGGAUCCCUGAAACUCAAGAACUCGCCGUCAACAUGAUCAAUGCCGCCUACGAAGUGUUUAUCACAGCUCUGGAGUCGACGGCAUCGAGUACGAACAAUGGUCUUGAGGAACUGUGUCUCAUCAAGGUAUAUCGCAACCACUACCAGGACAGUGUUGUGUCAUAUUGGACACCGAAACAGACUACCAAAAGUCUAGCAUCAGCUGUCUUCCGACAUUAUCGUCAGAGGUUCAUGGACAUGUCGACAUACCGCGUUGAACAGCCCUUCAUCUUCUGGACCAGAUUGCAUGAUACUAGGGACAACCACAUUGCCGGCACACCAGUGUACGACCACUGGAGGUCCAUGGCACCCUAUUUCAACAGUACCGAUUCGACUGGCAAGCUAGCAACAGAGAGUGUUGUUGACAAAAACUCCAACGACGACGUAUCAGACGAUACAGAUCAUAAAGAUCCAGCGCCGGGUACUCGUCCUCUUGUAUUCAAGGUAUUUCUAGGAGGAUCCCCACGCUCUAGUAAGAAGCGCGAUACAUUGAGCCGCCUAGACGUCCUGAAGCAGAUGUUUGAUGCCUACGUCAAUCGUCUGCUUGCAUAUAACUUCCAGACACAUCUUGGUUUGGUUACUUUCAGUAACAAGUCGUCUUUAUCACAGAAAAUUACGAAUGCUUUCGAACAAUUCCGUCACAAACUCAACAAAGUGAAAGCAUCUGGGGACACGGCUAUCUGGGACAGUAUUGCUCUUGCACAGGAUCAACUCUUGGAGUACGCCAAGCAGUACCCGAAGGCGAAAUUGAGAAUCAUCUGCAUUUCUGACGGAGAGGAUAACAAAUCCAAAAUUGAAGCUCAUAGCCUACCCUCAAGCCUGUAUCGUAGCGGUAUCGUGGUUGAUUCUUUCUGCUUGGGCGAUGAGAGCGACAAUGCCGAUCUCAAGUCGACGUCUUAUCUGGUAGGCUGGUAUGUGUUCCAACCGAACAGUCUGGAGGAAGCUAUGGCGAUCUGUGAAAUGGAACCCGUGCUUUCCCUAUCGGAGCGCCCGGAUAAGGCCCCAAAGAAUACUGUCUACCAUCGCAAUUAUCUCGCAAACCCAGGCCUGUAUAGCUUUCGUGUUACUCAAGAGAUCGUCAAGGUCGAAAAAGUCAGCCGCCACGAACUUCCGGAUCGCAAGCAACAUCCCCAACUCGCAGAGCCGUUUGUUGAGCUUGGUCACUUCAACAAAGUUACGGCAACUAAUCGUACAGGCGAUACUGUACGACUGAGCAGAAUUCACAACGAGAUUCGUAAUUCAGGCGCUAAGCCGCACCUGCAUUACGAUGUCUAUAUCAGUGAGUCAAACAUGGGGCUCUGGAAGGAUGUAAUGCAAGGCCCAGACGAUAGUACAUACGCUGGUGGUGCUUUCCUUCUGUACUUGGAAAUGGGAAAUAACUACCCGAUGUCACCGCCAGAAGCACGCUUCAUCACACCCAUCUACCAUCCCAACAUCAAUCGUCAUGAUCUUAUCGAUACCAUCUAUUUGCUACUGCUUGUGCCAGAAUUCAGCGACCCUAUCAGCACUGUCGUUACACUCAACUACCACUGGGACGAGGUCCAAUUCAAGGAAGAUGCACAGCGUCAUAUUGAGAAGCACGCCAGCAAGAGCAGGGAGUCUUGGCGUAACGAGAUCGUGGGCCAGGCUGAGUGA
Alternaria burnsii is the source of this 4524-nucleotide messenger RNA. RefSeq lists its product as uncharacterized. Lineage: Eukaryota; Fungi; Ascomycota; Dothideomycetes; Pleosporales; Pleosporaceae. The transcript has 7 exons. Gene Ontology annotation, molecular function: ubiquitin-protein transferase activity. The record is from RefSeq and is a predicted model, not a curated record. Gene Ontology annotation, biological process: protein ubiquitination. Bases 1 to 4524 code for a protein of 1507 amino acids.